Cylas formicarius (sweet potato weevil) is the source of this 1145-nucleotide messenger RNA. Its product is annotated as protein lifeguard 4-like. The record is from RefSeq and is a predicted model, not a curated record. The transcript has 5 exons. Bases 273 to 1019 code for a protein of 248 amino acids. Gene Ontology annotation, cellular component: membrane. Gene Ontology annotation, biological process: negative regulation of apoptotic process. NCBI's taxonomy places the organism in Eukaryota, Metazoa, Arthropoda, Insecta, Coleoptera, Brentidae.
GUGCUGAGUGAAGCAGUGGCUUUAUGUGCUCCAACCCUCGAACUUUCUAACGAUGUCUAACGAGACUACUCUACCCUAAAAUUAAAUGAUGAUCCUAAUUUAACCGCGCAUUUUUAAAAACAACUCAUUGUAGUAAGACCAAAGAACAAACAUCUCUGUUUGACGCGCAGAGAUAUCUUGUGACACUUAGAGCAGUUUGACAGUUCGUUGACGUCUACACUAUUGUAGGUGGUGUAGGAAUAAUAAAUGUAAACAUUUGUUCAAGAACCAUCAUGUCCCAAACCGUACCCCUUAUUUUAAAUGAUAUUGAACAAGGCGGUAAAGAAUACGAAGACGGAAUUGAAAACGACUUCGCUUACCGGAACAAUGUUGUCCAAGCGACAAAGUCGAUUCGUUUGGCCUUUUUACGCAAAGUGUAUGGACUGCUCACAAUGCAAAUAUUUUUAACUGUAAUUGUGGCAAGUAUUUGCAUGUUCACACCCCCAAUAAAGUCUUUUGUUCACAACAAUGACUGGAUGUUAAUGGUAACAUUUAUUGGAAGCAUUGCUCUAUUAAUUGGCCUCCAUGUUAAACGCAGAGAGUCUCCCACAAAUUUGAUUCUUCUCGCAGCCUUUACGAUUAUUCAGGCUUAUACAGUAGGAGUUGUAGUGACAUUCUAUUCAAAAACAGUGGUCUUGGAAGCCCUUCUCUUAACAUUGGUUGUGCUUGCUGGUUUAACUUUGUAUACGUUCCAGACUAAACAUGAUUUCUCUACAAUGUAUUCAGGAUUAUUCGCCGGACUCUGUGUUUUAAUUAUUGGAGGAUUCAUGCAGAUUUUUUUGCAGUCGCCUGUGUUUGAGAUCUUAAUUGCAUUUGGUGGGGCAUUUCUGUUUUGCCUUUUUAUUAUUGUGGACACCAAAUUGAUCAUGGAAACUCUUUCACCUGAGGAGUAUAUUUUAGCAACCAUCAAUUUAUAUUUGGAUAUAAUCAAUUUAUUUCUUUAUAUAUUGCGUAUUUUGCAAGCCGUUAAUAGGCAGUAAACUGUUUAAAAUAUUUCCUUAAAUUAUAUGUAAUUGGUGUGAUAUGCGGCGGUCCUUUUUCACCUUCAAAACUACCACAUGAUGUAUGAUGUUACCGUUUUAUUGAAAUUAAAAUGUUGGGUCUUG